This is a messenger RNA of Hyaloscypha bicolor E, 862 nucleotides long. RefSeq lists its product as uncharacterized. NCBI's taxonomy places the organism in Eukaryota, Fungi, Ascomycota, Leotiomycetes, Helotiales, Hyaloscyphaceae. The record is from RefSeq and is a predicted model, not a curated record. Bases 149 to 757 code for a protein of 202 amino acids. The transcript has a single exon.
AUUCGCAUGGUUUGACCGCUCUUGACAUAAACGCUAUGUUGUGCAGUACCAAUGUGUAUUUGCUUCUUAUAUCAAACCACACUCCCAGAUUUCCCCAGCUUCAAGUCCUAGUCUCAAUGUCUCUCCUUCAACUCCUCGUCUAAUCAUCAUGCGGCUGCGCCUCCUGAUAACCACUCUCUCUUGCCUCCUAAUAGCCAUCGUCUACUCAUCACCCCUUCCCAUCAACUCUCUCCAACCCCAAGGCCUGGAGAUCGACGACCCGCUCGACUCACUCCCCAAACGCGCAUCAUCAAAAGCAACAACAAGAACGAAAGCAACAACAGUCACACAAUCAGUAAAUAACUGGAUCGAAGACGUCAACACCGUCAACAAGUUCCUCAACGUCGCCCUCGCUCUUCCUGCCGGUCCAGCCCUCAAAGCCGGUGCCUCCAAAGCCCUCGCCUUCGCGCAAGACGAGCCCGUGAACGUCAAGCUCCUCAAAGCCACCCCCGGCAUCGACACAGCGGGGCUCUCCGCUGCCGCGACGCUCGAGAAAGUCUUUGGAGAUGUGUUAGAUCAGCUAGGGAAUGUGGUAUCGCAGCCGCUGAGUCUGCCGGUGGCGAUUAAUGCUGUAGCAAGGAUAAAUGUAAAUAGGUUAGUGGUGAAGGCGAUGAAGUUGGAGAUCUGCGGGUGGAACUGCAUGAACUUACGUGGCGCAGAUGCAAGAAUGUGCUUCCAGCUGCAGAGACGAUGUGGAGAUCUGCUGCGGUCGCGAUGAAUAUCUCGACGGCGAGUUGGCCGCCGAAAGCAAAUCGAGAGGCUGCUUGCCCUGGCAAAAAUUGAGAUUGAAAUGUUUUCACAGUGUGGCGUGGAGUUUGGGUUG